This is a messenger RNA of Dermochelys coriacea (leatherback sea turtle), 4318 nucleotides long. RefSeq names its product zinc finger protein 185 with LIM domain (gene ZNF185). The record is from RefSeq and is a predicted model, not a curated record. Bases 2298 to 4040 code for a protein of 580 amino acids. Lineage: Eukaryota; Metazoa; Chordata; Testudines; Dermochelyidae. The transcript is spliced from 23 exons.
CAUCACACAGGGUAACAAUACUUUAUUCUUCCUGCCCCAGUAAUAGAGAAACUGGGGAUGCCACAGCAGCCAAAGUGACCAUUUUGGGCUGCUGUGGGCUCAGGCUAGGCGGGAUGGGUGUGCCUAUGCAAACAAGAUCAGCCCCCUGAAGUUCUUUUCCUCAACUUGCCACAAUUCACCACCAGAUGUCAGGGUAGACCUCAUCCUGACUCUGCUUACACAAAGAAAUGCUUGGUUUCUCACAUCCUGGUGAUGAAGAUUCAGUAAUUUGUAACCAAAUGUGAACGCUUAGACGUGUUUCAAUCCAUGGACAAUGCCACUGCUUACUGUGAUGGGGCCAUGGUUUUGACACUAGAUAGCCAAAGAGGUUAGCUGAUUUUAGGUUUUUAACUAAUAAACACUGAUAAUAAAAACUCCCCAUCUGACUAAAAACCAAUUUCUUUUUUUUCUAUCAGCACUGGCCAGACACCAGUUACUCAAUUUGUGUUCCUUUCACUCCUUUCCCAGUGCAGCAUGAAAAUAUAGGCGAUGUCCCUGCACCCUGGCUUGUAUAUAAGGGCUUGUCCACAUAGAGUUGGAAUGCAGAUAUGGGAGCUAUGAUUUCUAAAGCGCACUAAUGUGUUGUGCCUGAUUCUCCUGGUGUUAUGCAUUAACGUGCACACUAAAGAGUGCUUUACUGUAGUGCUGUUUGACACAAUAUGUUAAUGUGGCCUCAGGAACAAUGCACUGCAUGCUAAACCAGGGCUUCAAUAACAAGGAUACAAAGCUUAAACUAACCUGUAAGUGUUUUUUAAAUAUAUAUAUAUAUAUAUAUAUAUAUAUAUAAACAUAGAUCCUACUUAGACAAGAAUUUUGGGGAGUACCCAAACCAUCUUCCCAUUGUCAAAGUGAGAGAAACUUGCCAUUUCUGAACAUCUACAUAGCAUUCAAAAAUUGCUAAAAGUAAUUCCCCCCCAAAUGAAAUUAAUGAAUCCUGAAAAACAGAAGCCCUAGUUCUAUGUUAUGUCUGAAUUUGCCAAUUGGGGAGCACAGUAUGACUGCCUUGGCAUCUCUUAGGAUAUGUCUACACUGCAGCUAGUAGCAAACCUCCCAGCCCAGGUGGCCAGAUCUGCAGGAGCUAGGGUGUUAAAAAUAGCAGAGUGGAUGUUGCAACGUGGGUGGCAUCUCAGGCUAGUGACCCCCCCACCCAUGGGUAUAUAUUGCCCCCAGUUACUAUAGUCUCUGAUGUGGUGCCAGUCCUUGACUAAUGCAUGGAAAGACUGGUAAAGCCAAGAGUUCAAACACCACAAGACAGAUUAAAUUAAUCCCAAAAGAUCUAUUUCCAAGGGGAUGAGCUCCUGACCUGGUGCAGGUAUCCCUAUCCUACAAAUAUAUAUGAUGGCAUCAUGCUGAAAGGUGCAGGAUACUGACAAGUGUACUCCCUGUGGGGUCAAUCAAUGAUGCACUCCCUUUUUAAUGGCAAUGCUACCACAGACUUGACCACCUUCCCCUCAGCCAAACCUGGACAGAUAUUUACCUGCCCCCAGAUCCAGCUCAGCACUCUGUUUAUCUUAGACUUGCUAUGACCCAACUUGCCUUAGGCCUUGAAGUAGAGCAAGCUGCUUUCUCUGCAGUGUCAUGUGCCCAGAGAAGCGACCGUGCUGUGAGGAUGAAAGCUUCUUUCAACCCCCUGUCAAUUUCAGAGGACAACCAAUGGAGAGAUGAUUUCUUCUCGGUGCUUUUUCUUGUCUAGUUGGCCUGGUUGGUGGAUGGGACACACACAACCCGUUCAAUAAGAACUCCGGUUGUGCCACCAGCAUGAUACUCAGAGCUCCAAUCCAGGUGUCUUGUCAGCUUGGUUCUGCCAUGCAACAGCAGUGGUUGGAACGGUGUAUUUGCUUUGCUUCUGGCAGAGAGGCUGCUAUUUGUCAGACAGAUUAUUCUUGUAAUAAUCUGAGUGUCACCAGGGUAUGCGAGGAAUGCGGAGGGAAAAGGGCACCUCCUUGGUGAGAGGCCGCGAGCAGGGAGACUGCAUCUGAACAGAGAAACCUGUUUGAUCUUCCCCUGAAGGGCAAGACACACCCACAUCUCCUCCUCAGAACAAGACUUGGCUUUCGGAAGCCAGCCCUAGCAGGUAACCCACUGCAGCUGCUGGGGAGUGUGAAGAAGAGACCUGCAGGAAGCUGGGGAGACAGCUCCAGCCACUUCAUACACCAUUCUCAAAUUCACCUUUGGGGGACACCUGAGCUGAAGAACUGCUACAGGUGGACUCAUUGCCUUGAACUGGGAACUGAAGUAGAAGAAAAUUUGAGAAAACCAUGAUGUCUCUUGGUGUCAGCAAAGGGGGUGUUAUUCCACCCAGUGAAGAAGAUCGCAAGAAGGUCAUCAGGCAGAUGAAGGUACGCACCACACUAAAAGGGGAUAAGAGCUGGAUCUACCCACAAAACUCAGACAAUGAGGAGGAGAUGAAGAGAAGCUCAUUGCACUUGCCAGGUAGGUCUGGAAAGAUUGAUGGGGGAUCCCCAGCCUUAGCAUCUGUUACACCCCAUGGUAACAGGUUGCCAGGUUCCAAGCCCACCUCUGGUUACCUCAUCAGGGGGGUGUUCACCAGGACCAUUGACAAGACAUCGCCCGAGAGCAUCUUCUAUUCCAAUGGCAUGCAGAAAAGUGCAGCAGCUCAGGAUAAGAGUGCCAGCCUCCCCCGCUUCUCCUCCGGAUACAAGAUGACAACUGAGGAUUAUAAGAAACUGGCUCCAUUCAAUGUCAGGCAAAUAUCAGUGAAGUCAGAUGAAGAGAAACCAGCUUUUUCCCCAGAUGAACAUAAGAAGAGGACAGAGGCAGCCAACAGUGUACUGAGGCGCACAGCCAGCAGGGAGCGCUCUUAUGUCCUCUCUGCUGCCAAGAAAAGCAAUGGAAGCCCAACACAAGAAGUACCACCCUUCAUUGCCAAGAGUGACAAAGUGGAUGAGGAGAAGCUUGUUGAGACUUCUCCAGCUGAAGCAACAACACCCAAACCCACUCUGGCUACGGGCAAAAGUGACAAACCAGUUAAAGAGGAGCCUGGCCUGAUCUCUUGGGAUGAAUCGGUUCCAAAAGCCACCACCAUUUCAACAGGGGAAAGGUCCAGCCCCCAAUCUAGAGACAUUCCCGCACAUCCCACUGAUGCCAGAUUCACAGCCCCUGGAUAUCUGGGUGAUGCAGAAUGUGACCCUAAAAGAUCUGUCCCAGGCUAUGAGGAGGGACGCCCCACAAGAGAGAUCAGAUAUGAUAGUACCAGAGCCACAGAGCACAAAGAGCCUGAACUGAAUGUGACAAAGUCCAGCCGUUCAUCUGGGGACAGCAGCGCUGUUACCCAAGCAGUCCGACACAAAGUUCCCAUGCACCUGGAUGAUGAAGAAUUUGACUUCAACAGGUCCAACUCUAAUUCUACAGAAAGCAAUGUUACUACCACUGACCCAAGACAUGGAAUCCCUGUGUGUAUGGAGGAUGGGGAAUUGGACCCUGAAAGGCUUUCUCCCUUGAAGGGCAACACUGAGGAUGCUGAGAAUGAGAACAUAUCUACUACCCAAUCUGAGCCUCCUACCACUAGAAAGCACACUGAGCCUGACGAGAACACGGCACAGCUUCCCUCAGCUUCAAGUGAGAGGAUCUCCAUGUCUACUACCAGCUUUCAGUACCACAGCCCAUCAGCCAUGGGACACAAGUCCAACCCCGGCGCUGCAAGCAAAGGGAUCCUCUUUGUGAAGGAGUAUGUGAACAGCCGUGAGUUAUCUCCCACUCCACACUACAGCAGUGACAGCCUGAUUGAUUUGUCUGACAUAGAGAGAGCAAGCUACCUGCACAGCAGUGCCUCCCAGAGGUCAUGUGAAGGUGUCUGCACUUACUGUGGCCGUGAGAUCCGAGACUGCCCUAAGAUAAUGAUAGAACAUCUCAAUGUUUACUGCCAUGAAUACUGCUUUAGGUGUGGGAUUUGCCAUAAGGCAAUGGGAGACCUCCUGGAUAAAAUAUUCAUUCAUCGUGACAUUGUCCACUGUGACCAGUGCUAUGAGAAGCUCUUCUAGAUCUUGAAGAACUGAAGGAGCCAGCCAGUUGGAAGACUUCAGCCGUGCCUGACUGGCUAAGAUACCAAAUCUCCUGCUCCCUCUUUCCUGGAGUUAUUUCCCUCUCACCAUCUUAUCACAAUGAAUUAGUUUAACAUCCAUUAGUUUAUUAGUCAAGGAUCUACAACCUAUCCUGAAGGACGAUCCCUCGCUCUCACAGACCUUGGGAGACAGGCCAGUCCACACUUACAGACAGCCCCCCAACCUGAAGCAAAUACUCACCAGCAACUACACACCAC